Messenger RNA from Aedes albopictus (Asian tiger mosquito), 4587 nucleotides. RefSeq lists its product as uncharacterized. The transcript is spliced from 2 exons. Lineage: Eukaryota; Metazoa; Arthropoda; Insecta; Diptera; Culicidae. Bases 2997 to 4133 code for a protein of 378 amino acids. The record is from RefSeq and is a predicted model, not a curated record.
AAGAAGGAUAUUUAUUCGAACGUUUCAAUGGUUUCAACGCAGAGGAUCAUAAAUAAUAAACAAAUCAUAAUAUUUAUGCCCAAUCUCUCGAUUAGCUAUUACAAAGAAGAUAACAAUUAUUGUCGGACAAAAGAGACACAAACUAGCAACAAGGAAAUAUAUAUUACUCUUCAUGCAAUUGUUCUUUAUCCCAACUAGUUACAGAUAAUAUGCCAUGAUCUCGAAAAUUUUUGUUGGUGACAAAACAGAAGCUAAAUUUGUUGCGUCCUUUUCAACCCGUGAAUAAUCUAUUAUUACUAACCCAUAAUCAAAACUGUUAGAUUUUCAACAGCGUUGCAGUGUUUACUGUGUUCCAAAAUCGUCCCCUUUGGAGACGGAAUUUUCACCUUUCUGGAUGCAGUCUCGCUGAUCUAGAACACGUUUAUUAUGGUCGAUUUUCUCGGCUGGGUACAUAUGACUCAUCCGUGUAAAUUAUUGAUUACUUUAUCCUCUUCUGUUCAAGUUGAGACAAACCUAUGUCGCAUUGGACCAUCUUUGCUGGUGUGCAGGAAAAAGGUGUAUGGCGGCGAAUUAUGAACCACGGUUCGCUGCAUUCUACCGCGUACCUAACAUCCGGAAGGUAGUAAAAGCUGGAAGGAUACGAUGGGCAGGGCAUGUUGUUAGAAUGCCGGAGAACUACCCUGCAAAGCCGGUUUUCGCAAGAGAUUUGGAUGGUACAAGCAGACCUGGAGGACAGCGUGUAACAGGAUGUCUACUCUUAAAACAAAAUGAAAUUCCCCAACUUUUCCAGGUUUUCUUUCAGAGGUUCUCCCGAUAUGCUCCAAGAGUUUCUAGUUAUAUUCAUUCCGAAGAUCCUUCCAAAAUUUAUUCAAAGUUCCUUCAGAAAUUUUCCUUGUUGUUAUCCGGAAUAAUUUCCCAACAGCUUCUCUUGGGACUUUUGGGAGAUUCUUGAAAAAGUUCUUCAAGAGAGGUUUCCGAUAUUUCUCUUGGGUUUCCUUGCAUAGUUUCACUCGUAGUUGCUUCUGGAAUAUCUCUUAGAGUUUUCCAGAGUUCUUCCUUGAAUUUCCUUAGUGUUUCUUCCCAGGUUUACUCACAGAACUUUUUCCGAGAUGACUCAGUUUUUCCAGGAUUUUUUCAUCUCAAGAUUUCUCCAAUAGGUCUUGCGGAAUUUCUUGCAGAAUUUUACCAGAAUAUAUUUCCGAUAUAUUUGGAUAUAUACAGGAAAUUCUGUAAGUUAUCUAUUAAAGAACUACUAUCAACAAAUGAUGCAAAUUAUCACCUCACGAGUGCUCAGACAACUUAUCAACUGUAUUUUUAUCGCGUGCGAUUGAACUGCGCACUGCUCAGCGAUGAGCGGAGUCAAAAAGGGUGGCAAAAGGGACGUGCAAUUUCGAAAGGAAAACAUGACGCGCGAAAGCUGUAGCAAAUCGUUUCCCAUGCGACGGGACUGCUGCGAUGCUUCAUAACUCACACUGCAACACGCUCGUUCAUUAUUGCUACUGAAACAAGUGUGUUUGAAAAUCGAAAAAUUUAAAUGUUCUAAAAACACUAUUUAAAACAUUUUCCCAAAUAGUGGUGCACGCCAAUAGAAUGAUCAUUAUGUUUUAUAAAAAAGGAACACAAGUUUGACCGCUUAAAUCCAAUUAACCGGCGCCUGUAACCAUUGAGAGACUAACGCGCAAGAGUGAGACAGUAGAAUAACUAGCCACAGAAGUUCAAUGCCGCGAUUGUUCGUGUGACUAACAUCUAGUUUGCCACGCCCUUACAGCGUCAGCAGCGGUACUAGAAGUGUCAAGUUAAUUUUGUUUACCAAAACAAAAGAUACUCUACAUGAAGGACACUUAAAAAUUAUGAAUUAUUGCAAUUAUAGUUAUUAAAAUAAUUAAUUGAGAAAAGUGACUACAGCGCCAUUGGAGUUCUAGUGUAUUUCUAUUAGUGAGACACUACUGCUCUAUACGUCCCGCUCAGAUGAAUUUCUACCUGGGUACUUCGAGUCUACCUAGUUUAGACACCUUAUGAUUAACUUAGCUAAGACACUCAAUUUUUUUCCAUGAAUUUUAUUUUGGCUUUCAACCGGGUUAUGCUUUUGACGUUUGGUUUCGCCUGUUUACACUUUCUCAUCAACCGACACCGGCACGACCGACCGACCGCGUGAAAGAAGAAAAAAAAAAUCUGUUGUUCGUUGCGGGCCUCGCGCGAGUCGUGAAUAUUUUGAAAAAUUAUGCCGCCGGUAGUCAUCUCAGGGCCCAUGGUUGGCCCAGAAUAGACUAAAAUCUACGCCGUUGAUCAUCCGGACGCAUUCCAAUAGAUAGUAAAUAGAAUGCAAAAAGUGGUUCUCCCGGUUCUGCAUUCGGUGAAGCAGAUGUCGCCUGCAAACCUUGUUCCUGCCAAUUGUAACCGGAAGGUUGAAGUGUACCGUUGCUUUUUUCGUCAUGCUGGGAGUGCAUAUCACUCGCAACGAGGUUGGAAGAAUCGCAAUAUAUAUAAUCGGUCAUCGAAAAGCGGUGGUGAGUUUUGUGUCAUGCGGGAGACUUGAAAAGUUGAGUCAACGUUGGUCUUCGGGACGAUCCGGAUACCAUCAAAACACUAUUCAAGUUUCUCUACGAUUGUAAUCUGUAUGAAUUAAUUUAACAGCUCUAUCAUUCGUCUUUAAUUGUUCAUUAAUUUAGUGUGUUGAACUAACAUUAAAAGUUUAAAAAAAAAAACACAAUAACAAAGAAAAAAAAAACUUAGCCGAAACCACGGGGAUGCUAUGGUGAUCUAAAUUUCACAGUAGAUCUGUCAAGAAUUCCGAACAAUUCACAGAACUAGUACAGAAUUUAUCCGUUAACGACGAUGAAAUUUUAGUUUCAUUCGACGUUAAAUCACUAUUUCCAAGCAUUCCAGUUAAAGAGGCCAUUAACCUACUAGAAGAUUGGCUUCUGAACCAAUAUGAAGAUUCAAAUUCAGAUUGGAUUAAGAAAGUUCGUACAUACAUCAAAUUAACCAAACUUUGUAUGGAAGAAAAUUAUUUUUCGUUCAGAAAUGAAACCUACAAACAACUUAAUGGUGCCCCCAUGGGCAAUCCACUUUCUCCAUUUUUAAGUGAAAUUUUUAUGGCAAAUUUGGAAAAACGCUUAGAAAACAACAAACAGCUUCCUGAAGUCUGGUGGAGAUACGUUGACGACGUGUUUAGCAUUGUUAAGAAACAUCUUUUACCUGAAAUCUUGAACAAUAUCAAUAAUGCACACAAAAACAUCGAAUUCACUUGUGAAAUUGAACAGAACAACCAACUACCAUUUUUGGACAUACUCAUCGUAAAACAAGAAUCAACACUUUCCUUCGAAAUUUACAGAAAACCGACACACACUCAACGCACUAUUCCAAACUCAUCAAAUCACUCACAUCAACACAAAAUUGCAUCCUUCAAUCACAUGAUACACCGAAUGCAGACACUUCCACUUAGUGAAACAGGAAAAACGAAAGAACUUAAUUACAUUUUCGAAACAGCACAGUUGAACGGUUACACAAAACAAACAAUACAACAGAUCAUCAACAAAAAGACACAACAACAAUACAGACGUUCUUUGACUACACUGACACGGACAGAACCUACACUUAAACGGAUAACUGUGAACUACAACAAUGACACCAAAAAACUCCGACCAAUUCUCAGAAAGUUUGGUUUUGAAUUAGUUUUCACAAGCAAAGCUAACCAACUUCAAACUCUCUUAGGAUCUACGAAAGACCCGUUGGACAACUUAACAAAAUCUGGUGUUUACAAAGUAACAUGUAAUCACUGUGACAAAAUAUACAUAGGACAAACAAAACGCACACUCAACACACGAUUCAAAGAACACAUAACGGAAGUAUCAAAAGCACACAAAGACACAGACAAAGGACUCAUUCAUCAUUUUAAAUCUAAAGUUGCUGAACAUAUUUUCAAUGAAGGACAUUUUAUGAAUACUUCAAAUAUUAAACUCUUACGACACAUUACAAACCCAUGGAAACUUGAUGUUGCAGAAAGUUUAGAAAUUUACAAACAAAACAAUAAAAAACUACUUAACAAGGAUCAGGGCAAUGGGUAUACGUGGCUGUUUAAAUUUUUACCUAACACACACAAAACAUUACACAAUACACAAAACACAAAUUGACUACCUACCAAAUCGGCAGGAAAAAAUAACACAACAAACACCAAUUGACUACCUACCAAAUCGGUAGGGAUUUUUCCUAGCUUUAGGUAUCUUAUUGACACCCUGUUUUCUAACAGGCAGAUACACCCCCUUUUUUACAAAUAUGUACCUACAAUUUUGUACCUACAUUUUUAUACCUACACUUUUACCCACACACGUACCUACACAUACACUCCUAGUAUAAAUACCACAACGAAUGCGAGGUUUUCUUCAGUCGAGCACUUGACACUGAAGAAGUCUGUAAGUCACAGACGAAAUAGGCCUAUCUGUCCGAAGAUAAGCACAGUAGUAGAAUUAAAAGGAAUUUGCUCGUCCUUUCUAGUUUUUCUUUAAAAGAGUUAUUCAUUUUUUAUUUUCUUUUGCAAAAGUAAAGUAUUAGUGAAGUGUUUUUAAAUUAAACUAGAGUCUGAAGUAA